AUGGGCAAAUUGAUGGCGGGCAUUCUGGACCUGCGGGCCGAGUACGGUCCCAACUUUGUCGGUGUCUUCAACCCUCUCAUCAACAACAUCAAGACUAUGAAGGUUGGACGAUCAACUCACCAUUGUCCUAUCUGCGCGUUCAAGGGCACGCGCGACGGAUGGCCCGAGGAGCGAAUCCAGGGGUUCCAGAACAAAUACAAAGAGACAGAAGUCGAUAAAAAAGUCAUCGAGGAUGAAGAAGAAGUGGUACAAGAGGAAGAGACGGAUACCUUCGUCCCGCCUUUCACCGGCAUCGUCCCAGAUCCCGAAUACGCCAACCCUCAAGGUCUCACACCAACUUUACCCGCUCAGCAGUGGCGCGAUCACCACGAGGUGAUUCAACCCGCUUCGAAGGGCAAGCCCAGCCAGCACCUCGGCAAGAAGGCGAAGGAGCACAAGCAGUCGCGCGCAGCUCUGAAUCGGGCUAUGAAGCACAAGGCCGGGUUAGAGUUGGAGGCUGAGCGACAGGCUUAG
This is a messenger RNA of Parastagonospora nodorum SN15, 513 nucleotides long. RefSeq lists its product as hypothetical. Lineage: Eukaryota; Fungi; Ascomycota; Dothideomycetes; Pleosporales; Phaeosphaeriaceae. The transcript has 2 exons. The record is from RefSeq and is a predicted model, not a curated record. The coding region runs from base 1 to 513 and encodes 170 amino acids.